AACAACUUGCGCGACGCUUGGACCCGUAAAAACCGACGACCCUUAUCAGUUGCCAACAUGGAAGGCGGACCCACCACACAGUUCGAUAAAUAUACAAAAAUAUGGAGUGGACCAAGGCCGGCGCAUUUCUUUGACGCCGAUUGUUCAAUUGGCAAAAUACUGUUUGCCUUUAUGCGCAAUCAUCCAGCAAGUCUAUGCCAGAUUUCCGAUACGGAGGGCACCGCAUUAACGAAUGGUGAGGCGAUCAGCUUUGCCAUACGCAUUGCCCAGCAUUUGAAGGCUCUGGGUCUGAGGCAGGAUGAUGUGGUUGGCAUUGCUGGGACCAACACCACCUAUUUGAUGCCGUUGGUUUUGGGUUGCCUGCUCAAUGGCACGCCAUUUCAUGCGGUUAGCCCUUGGCAUGAUGAGGCCACAUUUAAGCAUUUGUUUUGCAUCACUCGACCGAGGCUUAUUUUCUGUGAUGGCUCCGUCUACGAGAGACUCGGCGUUGUUGCUAAAAUGCUUAAGGCUCCGGUGUAUACGCUCAAGGAUCAUCGAUUGCAGCUGUCACGCAUCGAGGAUCUAUUGGAGCCCACCAAGACUGAGCUGUAUUAUGUACCUGAACCACUCAUGCUGGGCGGUGAUCAAACAGUGGCCAUACUCUGCACCUCCGGCACAACGGGUCUUCCCAAGGCAGUUUGCAUCUCGAACUCCGCUUGUCUCUUUGAUUUCGGCUUUGUUACCGGUCAGGAUGUGUUGCUUUCAUUCAGCACCAUCGACUGGUCGCCGGGUCUGUUCAACAUGCUCUUCAGCUGCUGCCACGGCUCGACGCGGGUCAUCAGUGAUCGCGCCUAUACGCCGGAAUACAUGCUCCAGCUGAUCGAGAGGUACAAGGUGACGUUGCUGACCUUGGUUCCCCAGCAGGUUGCGUCGCUACUGAAGGCACCUACGCUCAGCCAGAACAGAUUGAACAGCGUGCGAUUCAUUAGCAUCGGUGGAGGAAACUGCUAUGUGGCCAAUCUGCUGAAGCUGCAGGAGUAUCUAUUGAAUGGACAAAUGUCUUAUGGCUAUGCGUUGACUGAAUGCGGUGGGGUGGCAGCAAAUAUGGGCGUGGCAAAGCCCUCAUCGGUGGGCCGAAUUGUGCCUGGCGUGAAAGUGAAAAUACUUGAUGAUGCCGGACGCAGUUUGAGCCAUGGCGAAACGGGUGAGAUUUUGGUGCAUAAUAGCAAAGUGUGGAAUGGCUAUUACGGCAAUCCAAACGAAUCGAAGCACAUACAGGACUACCAGGGUUGGUUUCAUACCGGUGACAUGGGCUACUUUGACAAUGAGAACUUCUUGCACAUUGUCGAGCGUAAAAGGGACAUGCUUCGCUUCCAUGGCGCCCAAUACUGUCCCUACGAGCUGGAGCAGGUCAUUGCCGAGCUACCCGAUGUCAUCGAGGCCUGCGUCUUUGGCCUGUGGAACGAGGUCGAUGGUGAUCCCGCUGCUGCCGCCGUUGUAAAAAUACCCGGCAGUCGCCUCACCGAAAUGGACAUUGUUGAGUAUGUGGCGAAGCGUCUGGUUGUCACCCACAAGCAGCUCCAUUGCGGCGUCUUCUUUCUCCCCGAGCUGCCCAAGACGGGCAGUGGAAAAGUCCUACGCCAACAGGCACGUGACCAGGCACUGGGCAAAAAGUGGUCCGACUAUCGCAAUGGACAUGGACGCUAAGAAUUUCCACUUAGAUUUAAGUUCUUACUAUUAGGCAUUUAGUUAUUUAGAUGACUCACACAUUCCAGUAUUCACAAAUUGAUUGAAUGAUUGCUAUUGUGGUUGUUGUUGUACUGCCAAAACAGAAAAAAAUAAUGAAACGAAUCGGAAACCGGCCAAAAGUUUUUUUAGAUAAUCGAAAGCAUUUAUUUUGGCUUUGUUUUUGGCAUUAUCGUACGCUUAUCUAAAAGAAAUGAUUACCUGCCAGCAUAUACAUUAGGGUGCACCGAUUUUUUAUUUCACAAAAAUUCGUAAUCUACGGCACCCUACGGCACUUAUGUGGAACGAGGGCGACUUAAAAAGUUUAGCAAUAUAAACAAACUGUCUUAGCCAAAAUAUCUAUUGAAGUGAAUGCUAAAUAAUAUUGAGUCUUCACCUUAAACUUGACUUUAUAUGUAUAAUUGUAAAUAAUUAUAAUAAAUGUAAUUGAAGCCACUUAAAA
Messenger RNA from Drosophila innubila, 2167 nucleotides. RefSeq names its product 4-coumarate--CoA ligase 3 (gene Acsx4). Gene Ontology annotation, molecular function: long-chain fatty acid-CoA ligase activity. The record is from RefSeq and is a predicted model, not a curated record. The transcript is spliced from 4 exons. NCBI's taxonomy places the organism in Eukaryota, Metazoa, Arthropoda, Insecta, Diptera, Drosophilidae. Gene Ontology annotation, biological process: long-chain fatty acid metabolic process; fatty-acyl-CoA biosynthetic process. The coding region runs from base 58 to 1686 and encodes 542 amino acids.